AGGGUGAAGUAGAGAAAUAAAGUCUCCCCGCUGAACUACUAUGAGGUCAGAAGCCUUGCUGCUAUAUUUCACACUGCUACACUUUGCUGGGGCUGGUUUCCCAGAAGAUUCUGAGCCGAUCAGUAUUUCGCAUGGCAACUAUACAAAACAAUAUCCGGUGUUUGUGGGCCACAAGCCAGGACGGAACACCACGCAGAGGCACAGACUGGACAUCCAGAUGAUGAUGAUCAUGAACAGAACCCUCUACAUUGCUGCUAGGGACCAUAUUUAUACUGUUGAUAUGGACACCUCACACACAGAAGAAAUUUAUUGUAGCAAAAAACUGACAUGGAAAUCGAGACAGGCUGAUGUAGACACAUGCAGAAUGAAGGGAAAACAUAAGGAUGAGUGUCACAACUUUAUUAAAGUCCUUCUAAAGAAAAAUGAUGAUACUCUGUUUGUCUGUGGAACUAACGCCUUCAACCCUUCCUGCAGAAACUAUAAGAUGGAUACUCUGGAACCUUCUGGGGAUGAAUUUAGUGGAAUGGCCAGAUGCCCAUACGAUGCCAAACACGCCAACGUUGCACUGUUUGCAGAUGGGAAACUAUACUCAGCCACAGUGACUGACUUCCUUGCCAUCGAUGCAGUCAUUUACCGGAGUCUUGGAGACAGCCCAACCCUACGGACCGUCAAGCAUGAUUCCAAAUGGUUAAAAGAACCAUACUUUGUCCAAGCAGUGGAUUAUGGAGACUACAUCUACUUCUUCUUCAGGGAAAUAGCAGUGGAGUACAACACCAUGGGAAAGGUAGUUUUCCCAAGAGUGGCUCAGGUUUGUAAGAAUGACAUGGGAGGGUCUCAAAGAGUCCUGGAGAAACAGUGGACAUCCUUCCUGAAGGCUCGCCUCAACUGCUCGGUUCCCGGAGACUCUCAUUUUUAUUUUAACAUACUCCAGGCAGUCACAGACGUGAUUCAUAUUAAUGGCCGUGAUGUUGUGCUGGCCACCUUUUCCACACCUUAUAACAGCAUCCCCGGGUCAGCAGUGUGUGCCUACGACAUGCUUGACAUUGCCAAUGUUUUCACGGGGAGGUUCAAAGAACAGAAGUCUCCAGAUUCCACCUGGACACCAGUUCCUGAUGAACGCGUGCCCAAGCCCAGGCCAGGUUGCUGCGCUGGCUCAUCGUCCUUAGAAAAAUACACAACCUCCAAUGAGUUUCCCGAUGAUACCCUGAACUUCAUCAAAACGCACCCACUCAUGGAUGAGGCUGUGCCUUCUGUCAUCAACAGGCCGUGGUUCCUGAGGACAAUGGUCAGAUACCGCCUGACCAAAAUUGCGGUGGACACUGCUGCCGGGCCAUAUCAGAAUCACACUGUGGUUUUCCUGGGAUCAGAAAAGGGAAUCAUCUUGAAGUUCUUGGCCAGGAUAGGAAACAGUGGUUUCCUAAAUGACAGCAUUUUCCUGGAGGAGAUGAGCGUUUAUAACCCUGAAAAGUGCAGCUAUGACGGAGUAGAGGACAAGAGGAUUAUGGGCAUGCAGCUGGACAAAGCAAGCAGCUCUCUGUAUGUUGCAUUCUCCACCUGUGUGAUAAAGCUUCCCCUUGGCCGGUGCGAACGACACGGGAAGUGUAAAAAAACCUGCAUCGCCUCCAGAGACCCGUACUGCGGGUGGGUAAAGGAAGGAGGUUCCUGUGCCCACCUGUCACCCAGCAGCAGACUGACUUUUGAACAGGACCUAGAACGUGGCAGUACAGAUGGCCUGGGAGACUGUCACAAUUCCUUCGUGGCCCUGAAUGACAUUUCAACUCCUCUUCCAGAUUAUGAAAUGUCUUACAACACAGUAUAUGGGCACUCCAGUUCCCUCUUGCCCAGCACCACCACGUCAGAUGCGGCGGCUCAAGAGGGGUAUGAGUCUAGGGCAGGAAUGCUGGACUGGAAGGAUCUGCUCGAUUCACCUGACAGGACAGACUCUUUGGGGGCGGUGUCUUCCCGUAAUCACCAAGACAAGAAGGGAGUGAUUCGGGAAAGUUACCUCAAAGGCCAUGACCAGCUCGUCCCUGUCACCCUCCUGGCCAUUGCGGUCAUUCUGGCUUUUGUCAUGGGGGCCGUAUUCUCUGGCAUCAUCGUCUAUUGCGUCUGCGACCACAGGCGCAAAGACGUGUCCGCCGUGCAGCGCAAAGAGAAGGAGCUCGCCCACUCGCGCCGGGGCUCCAUGAGCAGCGUCACCAAGCUCAGCGGUCUCUUUGGGGACACCCAGUCCAAAGACCCGAAGCCGGAGGCCAUCCUCACACCACUCAUGCACAACGGCAAGCUCCCCACGCCCGGCAACACGGCCAAGAUGCUCAUCAAGGCCGAUCAGCACCACUUAGACCUGGCGGCCCUGCCCACCCCAGAGUCCACCCCGACGCUGCAGCAGAAGCGGAAGCCCAGCCGCGGCAGCCGCGAGUGGGAGAGGAACCAGAACCUCAUCAACGCCUGCACCAAGGACAUGCCCCCCAUGGGCUCCCCUGUGAUCCCCACGGACCUGCCCCUGCGGGCCUCCCCCAGCCACAUCCCCAGCGUGGUGGUCCUGCCCAUCACGCAGCAAGGCUACCAGCACGAGUACGUGGACCAGCCCAAAAUGAGCGAGGUGGCCCAGAUGGCGCUGGAGGACCAGGCGGCCACCCUGGAGUAUAAGACCAUCAAGGAGCAUCUCAGCAGCAAGAGUCCCAACCACGGGGUGAAUCUGGUGGAGAACCUGGACAGCCUGCCCCCCAAAGUCCCCCAGCGGGAGGCCUCCCUGGGCCCUCCGGGAGCCUCCCUGUCUCAGAAUGGCCUGAGCAAGCGGCUGGAAAUGCACCACUCCUCCUCCUACGGCCUUGACUAUAAGAGGAGCUACCCCACGAACUCGCUCACGAGAAGCCACCAGGCCACCACUCUCAAAAGAAACAAUACUAACUGCUCCAAUUCCUCCCACCUGUCCAGAAACCAGAGCUUUGGCCGGGGAGACAACCCGCCCCCCGCCCCACAGAGGGUGGACUCGAUCCAGGUGCACGGCGCGCAGCCCUCGGGCCAGGCCGUGACUGUUUCGCGGCAGCCCAGCCUCAACGCCUACAACUCGCUGACGAGGUCGGGGCUGAAGCGCACACCCUCGCUAAAGCCGGACGUACCCCCCAAACCCUCCUUUGCCCCCCUUUCCACAUCCAUGAAGCCCAAUGACGCGUGUACAUAAUCCCAGGGGGAGGGGUCAGGUGUCGAACCAGCAGGAAAGGCCAGGCGCGCGCCCAGCUCGGCGAGGCCCUCCACUGCCUGAGUACCCACCAGACCAAGACGGCCGCGGCGGAGCGGAGGACGCUGGGUGCCCCCCUCGGGGGCGCAGGGGGACUCUGGAAAACUGGGCCACGUGUUUGGGUGAAGGUUUGCGACGCGGGACUCACCUCCAUUCUCUGACUUCACUCUCCCCUCACAGCGUGCAGCAGGUCGGACUCACGAGAGACUUAAACUACCAUCACAAACAUGAGCCAAAAGCACACACCCACCCACCUUCCCACGCAUGCGCGCGCGCCCGCGCACGCGCGCACGCUCACCUCCCCCACCCACACCCGCACCCGCACCC
Leptonychotes weddellii (Weddell seal) is the source of this 3568-nucleotide messenger RNA. NCBI's taxonomy places the organism in Eukaryota, Metazoa, Chordata, Mammalia, Carnivora, Phocidae. The record is from RefSeq and is a predicted model, not a curated record.